Messenger RNA from Acanthoscelides obtectus, 734 nucleotides. The record is from the annotation of a GenBank genome assembly. Lineage: Eukaryota; Metazoa; Arthropoda; Insecta; Coleoptera; Chrysomelidae.
AUGGAUUUUGGAUGCACAGGUACGAUCCGGCAAAACAGACUAGAAAAAUGUCCUCUAAAUAAAUCUGCAAUGAAGAAAUCGCAUAGGGGUUCUAUGGACUCGUACGUUAAUUCAACUAAAGAAGUUAUUGUUAUGCAAUGGAAAGAUAACUCCAUAGUCCAUGUUGCUUCAAACUGCUUUGUCUUGCAGCCCACAAAAGCAGCACGCCGUUAUUCUGCUGCUGACAAAAAAUAUAUUAUGGUAGAGAUGCCUCAUGCUAUUCAGCAGUACAAUACUAAUAUGGGUGGUACAGAUUUAAUGGAUAGAAAUAUUUCUAAUUAUCGCCCGCAACUGCGUAAUAAUAAAUGGUGGUGGCAAGUUUUUAUACAUCUUUUAUGCGCUUCGGUCUCUAAUGCUUGGAUCUUAUACAGAAUCUCAAAAGAUGAGAAAAAAAGAAAUCUAGUGCUGAUGAAUUCAUGGACAGUUCUCGUUCUCUUGAUUUACUUGGCUUUAUCAGAUACAUUGUAUCAACAUAUUUACUUCUGAGUCCCAGAGCACAAAGACAAGACGGAGCUAUAUUUCUAAAGGUUCCUGAGGCAGUCUCCAAGAAUAUGUCUGUUUUGCACUACCCAAACUCCAUGAAACAAAAUAGAUGGAAAGUUUGCAAAAAAAAUACUACAUUUGGUUGUGGUAUAUGUAUGAUUAAUGUACAUCCACUCGAUUGUUUUAAAAUAUUUCAUCAAAGUGCAUCUUCG